This is a messenger RNA of Hyla sarda, 2439 nucleotides long. Its product is annotated as 3 beta-hydroxysteroid dehydrogenase type 7-like. NCBI's taxonomy places the organism in Eukaryota, Metazoa, Chordata, Amphibia, Anura, Hylidae. Gene Ontology annotation, molecular function: 3-beta-hydroxy-Delta5-steroid dehydrogenase (NAD+) activity. The transcript has 6 exons. Bases 49 to 1161 code for a protein of 370 amino acids. The record is from RefSeq and is a predicted model, not a curated record. Gene Ontology annotation, biological process: steroid biosynthetic process.
AUAAACCUGUCAUUUUAUAGAAUUUCAUAGGUUAUUUUUCUCCUCGGUAUGGAGAAGGAUCUGGUGUACCUGGUGACCGGUGGAUGUGGCUUUAUUGGAGAAUGGAUUGUAAAACUCUUGCUUAAGGAAGACUAUGUGAAGGAAGUUCGAAUUUUUGAUCUCAAUGAGAGUGAAGCCAUAAAACAUCUAGACACAGCAUAUACUGCGGUUACUUUUGUUAAAGGAGAUAUUACGGAGUUCAGCCAAAUUUUGUCAGCUGUUGAAGGUGUUGAUGUCGUGAUUCACACUGCUGCCCUUGUGGACUAUUUAGAUGUAUUUCCUUUUAAGAAGCUAGAAGCUAUAAAUGUUGGAGGGACAGAAAAUGUAAUAAAUGCAUGUUUGGUGAAGGAUGUGCCUUACUUAGUCUACACGAGUUCAAUAGCUGCAGUAGGACCAAAUAUAAAUAAUGAUCCACUGGUGAGAGUCACAGAGGACACUUUAUACCCUGGUGAACCUUCACUUUCAUAUGGAAGAACCAAGGCACAAGCUGAAAAACUGACCCGGUUGGCUAAUGGGCAACAAACCAAAAAUGGAAAGAAACUUAUCACAUGUGUAAUUCGACCAAGUAAUGUCUAUGGUGACAAGACACCAAAUUUGCUAAGUCUGUACAAAUCUGCAAAGUCAAAAUAUAAUCGCCUUAACUACAUUGAACCUGAUGAGAAUGAACACAGCUUAACAUAUGUUGGUAACAUAGCUUGGAUGCAUGUACUCGCAGCACAGCAGAUGCAACUCCAUCCAGACCGCCUUGGUGGACAAGUCUACUAUACUUAUGAUGACACUCCCUUCAAGCACAGGGUCAAGCUGCACCAUGACUUAUUCACUGAAAUGGACCCUGAUAUCGAAAUAGGGGAGCACGUUCCUUACUGGAAGAUGUGGAUAAUAGUUUUCAUCUACAGCUUGAUAAAAGUAAUUGUUAGGCCUGUCUGGAAUGUAAAGCCCUUUAUGACUUUACCUGUAUUGAAAUUAAUGACUAUUUCAUACAGCCAUGAUACUGAUAAAGCUUUCAGGGACUUUGGCUACAAGCCCCUAUUUACUUGGGUGGAGAGCAAGCAAAGAACUUGUCAGUGGUUAAAACAGGCAACUCAACAGCAAGGGAAUGAGGACAGAAAUGUCAAUUGUUAAACUAGAUUCCUAAAGCUUUUCAUAGGGUAUGUUCCCAUGUUCAGGUUAUUGAUGCAGUUUUUAAAGCCAAUAAAUGAUAAAUGGAGGAAACUUAUAAAGGAAAGACUAAAAUUUAUCCUUAAAAAAAUAUUAUCCAUUUUUGACCUUGGUCUCAAAAACGACAUCAAAAUAUAAGAAUGUGGGAAUACACCCUAAGGCCAUGUUCACAUGUUCAAACGUACAGAAUGUUAGAAAAUAAGAGCGGCAUCAGGACCACUCAAAAAUAUGCUGUCUCCAUAGACAGCAAUGCAUUCUCGAGUGAAAUCCGCAGAAAUAUUGAACGGGCUCAAUGUUUCUGUGGACGCCAGAAUUGGGAAUUCCGCCAUGUGCAGUAGAAUCCCAUUCAAUCAACGGGACUCUGCUGCAGUGGAAUGAAUAAUGAUGAAUAUUCCAGCAGAAUUUUGCUCGGAAAUUCCGCCGUGUGAACAUGGCCUAAGGCUGAGUUCACAAACAAUAUGAUAGGCCUCAUUUAGGUCAUUAUUUUUUCUAAAACUAGAAGUUGGCCCAAAAUAGAAGGUGCAAAACUUUCCAUUAUAGAUUUUCUCUGCCAGUUUCUGGUUUUGAUAAAACUGCUGACCAAAAUGAGGCCCAUGGCCCAUGAGUGGGAACAUAGCCAUAGUUUUUAGGCCAUUUUGUUAGGCAAAAACUACUGUCAUACAAUUUGUUCUGGCAUUUGGAAUGUUAAUAAUAUUGUUGAUCAUGUCAUUCAACUUAAUCUUGAUAUCGCACGUCUAUGGACAUUCUGCAAACUGUGAAAUAAUACUCUGAAAUAACAUUGCCUACCUCUAUGCUUGUAAUUUUUAUUAAAUAAAAAUGUGAGUGCCACUAUAUUUUCUUUAUCAUUUUGCUAUACCUCUAUGUUGUUAAAAUUAUUUAAUGUUCUUAAAAAUGAAAAAAAUAUUUUAACAGAAAAUAAAGAAAAGGUUAACCUGGACGCAGCAAUGCUGUUAAAGCACAACAUUAUGAGCAAGACUUGACAGAUGUUUUUAGGCUGAAUGGGCACAUUUGCCCCCAAAUGUUGUGUAAAGCCUUGGUUGAAGAUCAGAUGCUGUUAUAGUUGCAAAAGGGAACCAAACUAUCUUUACAGCUAUGGUUUUGAUCAAGUUUGAUAACCUAUCUUGGUCCUGUAAUCCUCCCAUACAAUAAAUUAUCUUUGUCGCCCUCCUCUGCACCCUCUCCAGUAUGGAGGGGACGUGUCGGCCGCCACUUCCUGCGAAUAGGGGAUCAGUUUUUAUGCAU